Propithecus coquereli (Coquerel's sifaka) is the source of this 972-nucleotide messenger RNA. RefSeq names its product 6-phosphogluconolactonase (gene PGLS). The transcript is spliced from 5 exons. The record is from RefSeq and is a predicted model, not a curated record. The coding region runs from base 37 to 813 and encodes 258 amino acids. Lineage: Eukaryota; Metazoa; Chordata; Mammalia; Primates; Indriidae. Gene Ontology annotation, molecular function: 6-phosphogluconolactonase activity. Gene Ontology annotation, biological process: pentose-phosphate shunt; carbohydrate metabolic process.
CGGGAGCGCUACGGCCUCCCUGCCGCCGCCGUCGCCAUGGCCGCGCCGGCCCCGGGCCUCAUCUCGGUCUUUUCGAGCCCGCAGGAGUUGGGCGCGUCGCUAGCGCAGCUGGUGGCUCAGCGGGCAGCGUGCUGCCUGGCGGGGGCCCGCGCCCGCUUCGCGCUCGGCCUGUCGGGCGGCAGCCUGGUCUCCAUGCUAGCCCGCGAGCUGCCCGCCGCCGCCGCCCCUGCCGGGCCCGCCGGCCUCGCGCGCUGGACGCUGGGCUUCUGCGACGAGCGCCUCGUACCCUUCGAGCACGCCGAGAGCACGUACGGCCUGUACCGGACGCACCUGCUCUCCAGGCUGCCCAUCCCAGACUGCCAGGUGAUCACCAUUAACCCUGAGCUGCCCGUGGAGGAGGCGGCUGAGGACUAUGCCAAGAAGCUGAGACAGGCCUUCCAAGGGGACUCCAUCCCGGUUUUCGACCUGCUGAUCCUGGGAGUGGGCCCGGACGGCCACACCUGCUCACUCUUCCCAGACCACCCCCUUCUGCAGGAGCGAGAGAAAAUUGUGGCCCCCAUCAGUGACUCUCCAAAGCCACCUCCACAGCGUGUGACCCUCACACUACCUGUCCUGAAUGCAGCCAGAACUGUCAUCUUUGUGGCAACUGGAGAAGGCAAGGCAGCUGUUUUAAAGCGCAUUUUGGAGGACAAGGAAGCAAACCCGCUCCCCGCGGCCCUGGUCCAGCCCCACACCGGGAAGCUCUGCUGGUUUCUGGACGAGGCGGCUGCCAGGCUCCUCACGGUGCCCUUUGAGAAGCAUUCCACCUUGUAGCUGUCCGCCAGGGGGACGCGGCAGCUGGGACCACGCACGGCCUGAGGGGCUGGGCCCCUGCUGGCCGCCCGGUGCUGCUGGGAGCGGACAGAGUCCGGCCUCCAGCCCCGCCCUGGGGGCUCGGCCUGUGGGCGACCUGCAUAUUAAAAAGGCGUGUUG